UUGGCCAAAACAUUUCAAAUCAAAAUGGCGGAUCAGGGCAAGAGCCGAACUGAUGGUCGCGAAAUCUCAGUCUCUCUCAAUCCUGAAAGGCCUGUUCCUAUGAAAUUUUUUGCCACAUGGGAAGUAGAAAGGACAUCCCCCAAUUGUAUCCCAAGAAUCUGCAAUCUGAAGUUAACUCGGCUGGAAGUUAUCAAAUGCCUAGAGGCUAACCUCACGGAAGUCAUUAUAUCUGUUUCAAUGCAGGGCUCUCGGCGGACUUUAAGAUCAAAUGAAAUAAUCCUGCGCAAGUCAGGUCUAAUUGACACAGAACUGGAUCUAGCCUUUUCAUUACAGUACCCUCAUUUUCUUAAAAGAAAUGGCAAUAACCUUCAGAUAAUGCUGCAGAGAAGAAAACGAUACAAAAACAGAACUAUCCUGGGAUUCAAGACGCUGGCUGUUGGUGUUGUCAACAUGGGGCAGGUUCUUCAGUUCAACAUGGAUAAUCAGCUCAAAUUGUAUGCCAAAGGAAGCUCCUCUCCUGUUGCGAGGUUUACUGUCAGCUCCUUAACAAGUCAACCAGUUGAUACAGAUGUUGACAGAAAUACUUCCAGGCCAGGAGGACCAUAUGACAGAGAAGGAGAGUCUUCUGAUGAUGAAGAUGACUAUUCUAUGUCUGACCAGGAGGCUAGUGAUAGUGGUGGUGAUCCAGACAUGAUUGAAGAUGAUCCUAGAAGAGGCAGAAAGUUAAGACACGGCAAAAUAGAGCUGCAGGCCAAGCACCAGAGCAACUUCAAGAAAAAGUUCAUUGCACUGCUAAAGAAAUUCAAGGUAGCUGAUGAAGAACUAGAAAGCUCCACUGACCAGUACCUUGAUAUCGACAUGAGCCCUCCUGAAAAUGAAAUGAUAACAGAUGAUUUCUUGUUCGGAACUGAUGAUUUGGAUGACGAGAGUGACUUUGAAGCUGAUUUUUUGGACCAAGACAAUGUGUCUAUAUCAUCCACGCCAAAACCUUCACUAAGACCUUUCUUUGACAUGAGAAGCUCUUGUGAAAUUGUCCCUGCGCAAGCAAAGAUUAAUGAAGAAGAUGAGCCAACUGUACAGAGCAUGUCCCAUUCAGAUAAUGAUGAACGUCACACUUCCACGGAAACUGAAUGCAACAUUGAUACUUUGAGCCCACCAUCAGAGAUGGAUACACAUUCAGACAACACCAGUACGUCAGAUCCUACUACAGGGGAACUUGAAGCACCCUUGAAAAGGAGCACCUCAUUUAAAGAAAGAGACAAGAGUGAACUAAUAGCAGUACAUAUGAACAAAAGAAGAAAAAGUGAUAUUGAAUUGCAGCUUCCCAAGCGUUCUCUCUCAGACCAGCUGACAACAGCUUUUCCUUCAAAUGAUCAAAUUCCUGAAAAUGUUCUCCUGGUGAAUACCGCUGAGUGGCAGGGUCAGUUGUUAGCACUCAAGCUAUGGGACCAAGACGUACGAAUGAUCUGUACUCGCUGUAAUUCCGACCUUGAGGCAGUGUUCUCUACAAUAGUCAGCAAGUAUCAAAAAUUCUGCAACAACAACUCGUGUUCCCCGCCCAGCAUACGGAUCGGUAUCGCAGGAAGCGAGCCGUACAUCAGUGCAGUGUUAAGACCAUACGUUGAGCAGCUGUCAUCCAAGCCUCCUGAUUGGCAAUCCUAUAUUCGCUUCUUAGUCAUACCGUUUGGUGCGCUACCUAUCGCAAAGUAUCUCGCAGCACUGGACAGUACCUAUAAUUCCAUGUUUAUGGACACGGUGUGGAAGGAAGCUUUUGAGCAGUCACAGUCAACUGUAGAUUUUAACGUUAUCAGCGAACGUGUGACCACAUACAUGACGGCCAAAACCGUCAUCCAUAACCUUCCCAUCGCUGAAGCUUUGAUAAAUACUAAACACAAAGGUACCGAAGAGGGAUCGUCACAAGUGUUUGUACCCUUCGUUUGCGACGUUCGCAUCGGAUCAACGGACCCGUACUUAGAUGAUGAGGUCAUAACGACCAGCGGUCAACCGUCGAGUACUGGUACCCAGCCAAUACAGAGCACAACAAGAGGAGAUCAACAAGCUCCGACCCCUGCUGUCUCACAGUCCCCUCCCGCAGCAUCCUCUAGCCCGCCUAAUAAAGAAUCUGGUAUGGUAACAUUCCCAUCUCAGCCUGGUAAUGAGUUGAUGGACUUACAAGUCGAUUACUGGCUCGUUGCGGGGAAUAAAAAAGAGGCAACAAAGUGUUCAUUAAAAACCACCUUCAAGUCUUUAGUCGUGACCAGACUGCCUACCAGCGAAGAACCGUCAGCUUUGUCACUGAUGGCGGUUACCAAAGAACGCAAGCAAAGAGGUUUUGAAUCAAUGAUGCGGUCGAUUAAGAAAACGAAAGAAAAAGACCCAGAUUCUAAAAACCAACCAAUCGUCGCCAACUUAUCCAAGCUUAUUUGUACAACGAAAGGCCAAAGCAGUACUCUUAAUGUGAUCAUCGAUGGUGUACAAUGGAGCGAGGUCAAGUUUUUUUCGCUCUCUUCUCAAUGGCCCACACACGUCAAGCAGUUCCCCAUCGGUUUAUUUUCACGAGUUGAAACAAAUUAUUGAAAUCGUUAAAUCACCGAGUUCCAGUGUUCUCGGAAUCGUUACUUGUACGAAUAGGUUGCGUGACUGAUGAAUGGUAAGCGUGACGCUCACUUCAUGAUUCAAUUAGAGAUAUCAUAAAGCUUCGAGUCAGUCUACAAUAUAAUAUUACUUACCUUCUAUCAUAUUUAGCCAUUAGUUGGUGCUUUGCUAUCUUUAUCUAUUUCAAAAUAAAGAAAAUGUCACGCUUGCCAGUCAUCGUCGGAUGUACCUGCGUGACCUAUUCAAGCAAGUCACACAAAUAAAUGAACAAAGUAAUAUUUUGAGCUCAACUUUUUUCUUAAAAUUUCACAGAUCAAAGAUCUGCACAGAUUUGAAAUUUCUUGCAAAGGUUUGAGAUUCUUUAGAGUCAUUUACCAAGAAAGGGAUUAAGUUAGUUUUGCUAUUUUUAUAUUUUUGAGGAAUUUUGAUAAAUUAUUUUUCAUUCUGCUUGUUCCUUGCUGGAGAGGGCGAAGAGAAAGGGCAGAACUGAAAUUUGAAUUUAAUUUGAACGAAGAUUUUAUUUAAAAGCUUCUGAAGGUUUAACCAUUCCUUGGUAUUAUUAGUACUCGUUCAUUACUUCUAGUUACUCUGGUUUUAUCAUCAGUUCAAUUUACGCUUUUCAUUGCUUUUUUAUUAUUAUUAUGCUAUUUUCACUUUACUAUUUACAAGCCGGACUACACAAUUCAAUGUCCAUUCCUCAUUUUUCUUCUGGGGCACUAUUAUUACUCAAGCAAUUCUGAGAGAAAAGCAAUACAGUACAGUACAGAAUUUCUAACUGUAGCUUUUGGCUGCAGUCCUGCAUUAGACCAUACAAGAGGAUUUUUUUAGUCCAAUACCAAAUAACCAAAAUUGACCUUUACAAGCAUACUCUCUUUGUACUGUGUUUAUUUCCAUAGCAGUACCAUAAAAUCAGACGACUUCGCRAGAAGAGACUACAGAUAAGUCAUAACCUUUGAAAUAACAUCACAUUGUCAUUGCUUUCUUUACUUCUCUAGAAUGUUGGCUUUCUUUCUUUUAACUGUAAGUAUGACAGUGAUCUCAUUAGUAAAAUCCAGGACUAGAGUUAUUUUUGAGAGGGGUAGGGUUGGGUGUGGUUAGUUCUCAAAUCAAACUUGCAUAUGAAAGAAACAUAUAACUAUUGAAAGAUGACUAAAGAAAUAUGAAAUCAUUUAUUGUCCUUUUAGGUGUAAAAGGAUUACAGCCGGGAGAACCUACACAGUAAGCAGUUAAAUUAAUGUAUUUAUAAAAAAACAAUGAAUCACAUUUAAUACAAUAUAUAGAACAACAAUAGACCCCUUCAGCAGCACUUGGAAUUGCAGCUCAAUUUGGAGGACAUAGCAAUAGGUAUCCAAUUCUCAAGAGAUUGGAAUUCUUUUGUUUCUUCCUCCAAAUUGAGCUGCAAUGUUGUCACAUGCAUGCAAGGGGUCUGUAGAACACAAAAGAUUUUCUAAAUACUUUACAUUAACUGAGUGCUAUGUAGGUUCUCUCGAAUACAGCCUUUUUCCCUUUCUUAACUUGUAGAAAUACCAUAUACAUUACUGUGUAAAUAUAUCAAUUCUGGGUAAUGCUUGCUUUACAUCAAUAGAGACUAUAAUUGGGUUUGUGAAACCACUGUUAAUUUAAAGGAAUUUUGUUAAGUAGUUAGAUACAGAAUUUGAGAGAUAUUAAUAGAGAAUUUUAAGAGUAUUAAAAGUUGAUAUAUAUUAGAAGGAAAAAUUCUUAUUUUACUUGCGUAUACCAUAUGCAGAAAUAAAAUGUGUACAAAUCAGGA
Molecule: messenger RNA, 4366 nt
Organism: Actinia tenebrosa (Australian red waratah sea anemone)
Lineage: Eukaryota; Metazoa; Cnidaria; Anthozoa; Actiniaria; Actiniidae
Product: phosphofurin acidic cluster sorting protein 2
Biological process (GO): protein localization to plasma membrane
Source: RefSeq, a predicted model, not a curated record